Molecule: messenger RNA, 7797 nt
Organism: Carcharodon carcharias (great white shark)
Lineage: Eukaryota; Metazoa; Chordata; Chondrichthyes; Lamniformes; Lamnidae
Gene: ascc3
Product: activating signal cointegrator 1 complex subunit 3
Exons: 42
Coding region: 133-6753 (2206 amino acids)
Molecular function (GO): ATP binding; ATP hydrolysis activity; nucleic acid binding
Source: RefSeq, a predicted model, not a curated record
GUAGUGGCUGCAGGAGCAGUCGGCCUCGCUAGCCGGUGUGUGUGUGUGCGCGCUGCGAGGAGUUUAUAGCGAUUUUGCAAAUCCCAGUAGCAAUUUGAUUACUCUUCCUAUGGAUCAGUAAGUCAGGAUUAAAUGGAACUACCUCGUCUAACAGGAGCUUUGCGCUCCUUCUCAAAUGUCACCAGACAAGAUGAAUAUAUUGCAGAUUCUUCAGAGAUGAUGGCCAAAAGAUCAAAGAUGAAAGACUACUCUUGCAAGACAGAGUUGACCUGGAAAGAUAUAACCCAUUUAGUUGAGAAAGUGGCACAGAAUGAGCAUCAAAAUGUCAGUGAAAAUAUGAAAAAUCUCUUGAAGGCUGCCAGACAGCUUGUUGGCAUCGAACAUGAACAGGAGACUGUUGAAAGUGCUGCUGUUUUUCUCUUCAAAACUUUUCAUGAUAAGGACCAUGUUGGACAUGAAGAAACAAAAGCUGUUAAACAAAUGUUUGGGCCAUUCCCUUCUUCAGCUGCCACUACUGCCUGUAAUGCAGUGCAUAGAAUUGCCUCGAAUUUUAGUGAAGAAGAACUACAGAAAUUAGUUUGUGGAAAUGAAUCUGCAAGCCAACUUUCUCAAGUACACUUUGGUAAAAACAUUCACUUCUCAUUUGAUUCAUUUGCUUUGGAACCUUCGCAGGAAUUGCCCUUGAACUGGGAGUCAAACAGCCAAAAGGAUUUCAGUCUGGAUUACAAUAAGUAUUUAAAUAAUCAUCAAGGAGAUUUAAAAAAUGGAUCAAUUGACAGUCCAGAUCUGAAAUCUUCAAACAAAGUGGAUGGUUCAUUUUUAAGGCAAGCAGUUGAAAGCUAUAUUAUUGGAACCUUACAAGAGUCAUCAUAUAGACUAACGACAGAUGACUUGUGUGGAACAUUGUUUGAGAUGCUCGCAUCCACUAAAAGUGAUGAUGAACUUCAAAAUGAGUUGUUUGAGCUUCUUGGACCUGAAGGAUUGGAGCUAAUUGAGAAACUUCUGCAGCACAGGCGUACGAUUGUAGAAAAAACUCCCACUCACACGACAGACCUCAAGCUGAGUUUUCUUCAGGAUGCUUCAAAAAAAGGUGUGGGGGGAAAUGCACAGCCUAUUUAUGGCUGUCAAGUCACUGUUCAUUCUGAACAAGAAAAGCAAUUGUUAAAACAGUAUCGUAGAGAAGAAAAACGUCUAGCCAAGCGAGAGAAAAGAGAUGAAGGGGAAUUUUCAGAAGGACUUCAAUACUUUGAUCCAAAAGAGUUACGUUUACAAAGGGAGCAUGCUCUUCAGAACGCACGAAUAGCACCAAUUCUUACAAGGCAGCAUGAUUAUGAACGAAUCCACUACCCACAUGUUUAUGAUUCAAAAAGUGAAGCAAUGCAAUCCCCAGCUUUUAUUGCUGGUGCAAAGAUGUUUCUUCCAGAAGAUGUUGAGCGAGAGAAUAACAAAGUCUAUGAACAAGUUGUCAUUCCUGCCACACAGCCUAUGCCAAUUGGUAUUCAGGAGAAACCAGUUGAUAUCAAAGACUUGGAUGAGAUUGGACAGUUGGCUUUUAAAGGGAUGAAGCGACUGAACCGUAUCCAGUCAAUAGUAUUUGAGACAGCUUACAACACAAAUGAGAAUUUGCUGAUUUGUGCACCUACUGGAGCUGGAAAAACUAACAUUGCCAUGCUUACUGUUCUGCAUGAAAUCCGCCAGCAUAUUCAGCAAGGAGUUAUCAGAAAGGAUGAGUUCAAGAUUAUAUAUGUAGCUCCUAUGAAGGCCUUAGCUGCUGAGAUGACAAAUUACUUUAGCAAGCGUCUGGAACCGUUGGGUAUCCUGGUGAAGGAGCUUACUGGCGACAUGCAGUUGACCAAAGGAGAAAUAUUACGAACACAGAUGCUUGUGACAACACCAGAGAAAUGGGAUGUGGUAACACGCAAAAGUGUUGGUGAUGUUGCAUUGUCUCAGAUUGUCAGACUAUUAAUUUUAGAUGAAGUUCACUUAUUACAUGAAGAUAGAGGACCAGUUCUUGAAAGCUUGGUGGCACGAACACUACGGCAGGUUGAGUCCACCCAAAGUAUGAUCAGAAUUCUGGGUUUAUCAGCUACUUUGCCCAACUUCAUUGAUGUAGCCACAUUCCUCCAUGUAAAUCCAUCUAUUGGGCUUUUUUUCUUUGAUGGACGAUUUCGACCUGUGCCUCUAAAACAGACCUUCGUGGGAGUUAAAGCACCAAACAAGAUGCAGCAACUGCAUGAUAUGGAGGAAGUAUGUUACGAGAAGGUUCUGAUGCAACUGAAGGAAGGACACCAGGUGAUGGUGUUUGUGCAUGCAAGAAAUUCAACUGUACGAACAGCCAUGGCUCUUCAAGAGAUGGCAAAAAACCAGGGUGAUAUCAUGCACUUCAUGCCAAACCAAAGUGCGGACUAUGGCUCUGCUGAAAAACAGAUUCAGAAAUCCAGGAACAAACAGCUGCGUGAGUUGUUCCCAGAUGGAUUUGGCAUUCACCAUGCUGGAAUGUUACGUCAAGACCGGAAUUUGGUUGAAAACUGCUUUUCACGUGGGCACAUAAAAGUGUUGGUUUGCACAGCUACCUUGGCCUGGGGUGUCAAUCUUCCUGCACAUGCUGUCAUCAUCAAGGGCACUCAAAUAUAUGAUGCAAAGAGGGGCUCCUUUGUUGACCUAGGAAUUUUAGAUGUGAUGCAGAUUUUUGGCAGAGCUGGACGACCACAGUUUGACAAAUAUGGUGAAAGCACAAUUAUCACUGCUCAUGAUAAACUAAGUCAUUACUUAACUCUACUGACUCAGCAGAACCCAAUUGAAAGCCAGUUUCUGGAUCGUCUGGCGGACAAUCUGAAUGCAGAGAUAGCCUUGGGAACGGUAACUAAUGUCGAAGAAGCAGUGAAAUGGCUGAGCUACACCUACCUUUAUGUGCGGACGAGGGCAAACCCAUUAGCCUAUGGGAUCAAUUACAAAGCUUACCAGAUGGACCCUGGAUUGGAAAAAUAUAGACAAGAGCUAGUCAUUGAAGCUGGCCGAAAACUAGACAAAGCCAUGAUGGUUCGUUUUGAAGAAAGGACUGGUUAUUUUUCAAUAACAGAUCUUGGUAGAACUGCCAGUCACUACUAUAUUCAAUACAAUACUAUUGAGACUUUCAACGAGCUGUUCAGUGCUCACAAGACUGAAGCAGACAUUUUUGCUCUUGUAUCUAAAGCUGAAGAAUUUGAGCAGAUCAAGGUAAGAGAGGAAGAAAUGGAGGAGCUUGAUCAGCUGCUAUGUAAUUACUGUGAGCUGUCUGUCGCAGGUGGAGCAGAGAACACCUAUGGGAAAGUGAACAUUCUUCUCCAAACCUACAUAGGCCAUGGAGAGUUGGAUAGCUUUUCACUCAUUUCUGACACUGCUUAUGUUGCGCAGAAUGCAGCUCGUAUAGUACGAGCGCUUUUCGAAGUUGCCCUAAGAAGGCGAUGGCCUGCAAUGACGUACCGCCUGUUGAAUUUGUGCAAGAUCAUUGACAGGAGAUUAUGGGGAUGGUGCAAUCCACUACGCCAAUUCUCAGUUUUGCCAGGUCAUGUGCUUGCAAAAUUGGAGGAAAAGAAACUCACCAUUGAUAAGCUGAAGGACAUGCGCAAGGAUGAAAUAGGCCACAUGCUACAUCAUGUGAACAUUGGGUUAAAGGUGAAGCAGUGCGUCCAUGAAAUUCCUUCCGUAGCUAUGGAAGUGAGCAUACAGCCUAUCACACGCACUGUCCUUCGAGUCCGACUGACCAUCACUCCAGACUUUAAAUGGCAUGAUCAGACUCAUGGAUCUGUAGGUGAACCUUGGUGGAUUUGGGUGGAAGAUUCUGUGAAUGACCACAUAUAUCACUCAGAAUAUUUCCUCCUCCAAAAGAAGCAGGUUUUGUCCAAAGAACCACAGCUACUGGUAUUUACCAUUCCAAUUUUUGAGCCAUUGCCUUCUCAAUACUACAUCCGGGCUGUGUCUGAUCGGUGGUUGGGAGCAGAAGCCGUGUGCAUAAUAAACUUUCAGCAUCUGAUUUUGCCAGAGAGGCAUCCCCCUCACACUGAAUUGCUUGACCUGCAGCCAUUGCCCAUCAGUGCUCUGGGAAAUCGGGAGUAUGAAGCACUGUACAAGUUCACCCACUUCAACCCAAUCCAGACUCAGAUAUUUCACACCCUCUAUCACACUGACUGUAAUGUACUGCUUGGAGCUCCCACGGGAUCUGGAAAGACGGUCGCAGCUGAGCUGGCAAUAUUUCGUGUUUUCAACAAAUACCCAACAUCAAAGGCUGUUUACAUUGCUCCUCUCAAAGCACUUGUCCGUGAGCGAAUUGAGGAUUGGAAAAUCAGGAUUACUGAGAAGCUGGGUAAAAACGUAGUGGAACUGACUGGGGAUGUGACUCCAGACAUGAAAGCAAUUGCACAGGCCGACCUCAUUGUCACAACCCCUGAGAAAUGGGAUGGCAUCAGCAGAAGUUGGCAGAAUAGGAGCUAUGUCCAGAAGGUGUCAAUCAUCAUUAUAGAUGAAAUCCACUUACUAGGGGAUGAAAGAGGUCCUGUGCUGGAAGUAAUCGUGUCCAGAACUAAUUUCAUCUCAUCUCACACAGAAAGCCCUGUAAGGAUAGUGGGGCUGUCCACUGCACUGGCAAAUGCCAAGGACUUGGCUGACUGGUUAGGUAUCCAACAGAAUGGAUUGUUUAACUUUAGACCAUCUGUACGUCCAGUUCCUCUUGAAGUUCACAUUCAUGGCUUCCCAGGCCAGCAUUAUUGCCCUCGCAUGGCCAGAAUGAACAAGCCAACAUUCCAAGCAAUUCGGAGCCAUUCCCCAUCCAAGCCUGUGCUGAUCUUUGUGUCAUCCAGACGUCAGACUCGCCUCACAGCUUUGGAUUUGAUAGCAUUUCUAGCAGUAGAGGAUGACCCUAAACAGUGGCUGCACAUGGAUGAGCGAGAGAUGAGUGAUAUAAUUGAGAUGGUGAGAGAUUCCAAUCUAAAACUGACCUUAGCUUUUGGUAUUGGUCUACAUCAUGCUGGACUCCAUGAACGUGACCGGAAGCACGUGGAAGAACUCUUUGUGAACUGCAAAAUCCAGGUUCUUAUUGCCACAAGCACUUUAGCUUGGGGAGUGAACUUCCCUGCUCACUUAGUCAUUGUUAAGGGUACUGAGUACUAUGAUGGAAAAACACGACGUUAUGUGGACUUUGCCAUUACAGAUGUUCUGCAGAUGAUGGGGCGUGCAGGCAGGCCUCAGUUUGAUGACCAGGGCAAAGCUGUGAUAUUAGUCCAUGAUAUUAAAAAAGACUUCUACAAGAAGUUUCUGUAUGAACCCUUCCCUGUUGAAUCAAGUUUGUUGGAGGUGCUUUCCGAUCACAUGAAUGCUGAAAUUUCUGCUGGAACUGUCUCAUCCAAGCAAGAUGCCAUGGAUUACAUUACCUGGACCUACUUUUUUCGACGUCUUAUCAUGAAUCCCAGUUAUUACAAUUUAGAUGACAUUAACCAUGAGACCAUGAACAAAUAUCUUUCCAACCUCGUGGAGAAGUCACUUGCAGAUCUGGAAUGUUCCUAUUGUAUUUCAGUAGGGGAGGACAAUCGCAGCCUCCUUUCACUGGAUUUAGGCCGUAUAGCCUCUUAUUAUUACCUGAAACACCAAACUAUGAAAAUGUUCAGGAGCCAGAUGAAAGCAGAUUGUUGUUUGGAGGACUUGCUCUCUGUUCUAACGGAUGCUACAGAAUAUGCAGACCUUCCAGUGCGCCACAACGAAGACCAGCUGAAUAGUGAUCUGGCUAAGCAUCUUCCCAUUGAAGUAAACCCACAUUCAUUUGACAGUGCACACACUAAAGCCCACCUGCUGCUCCAAGCACAUUUUUGCCGAGCUGCCUUGCCGUGCCCUGAUUAUGCCACAGAUACGAAAUCUGUGCUGGACCAGGCCAUUCGAAUCUGUCAGGCUAUGCUGGAUGUGGCAGCGAACAGUGGCUGGCUCGUUACAGCACUGAACAUAAUCAACCUAAUUCAAAUGGUGAUUCAAGGCAGAUGGGUACACGAUUCCUCUCUGCUUACCCUGCCGAACAUUGAGCAACAACACCUCUAUCUCUUCAGGAAAUGGAACGGAGGCAAAAGGAAAAGCAGUUCCAAAGGUUAUAAGGGUCCUGUUGAAUGUCUUCCUGAAUUGAUAGCUGCAUGUGAAUGGAGGGAGGACAUAUUUCACUCCAUCUUCACUGAUGAACUACAGCCUGCACAGAUUUCCCAGGCUUGGAAUUUCCUGUCCCAUCUGCCAAUCAUUGAGGUUAAUAUGCGUAUCAAGGGCUGGUGGGAAAAUGCUCCAAAGGAGGAAAGUGAAAAAUCUCUGCCUAACGUGGGCACUUAUUUCCGAGAUGAGAAGAACUGGACACAGCUCCAUGCGGAUCAGGAAUACGUUCUCCAGAUCAAUCUACGCAAGAUUAGCCUGGUGCGCAGCAAGGGAAAGUAUGACAGCAAAGCCAUCACACCACGCUUCCCAAAGGCCAAGGACGAGGGCUGGUUUGUCAUCCUAGGGGAAGUGGACAAGAAGGAAUUAGUGGCUUUGAAACGAGUGGGAUACAUUCGAAAUCGAAGCAUGGUUUCUCUAGCUUUCUAUACCCCUGAGACCACUGGAAGGUGUAUCUACACUCUUUAUCUGAUGAAUGAUAGCUAUCUGGGAAUGGACCAGCAGUAUGAUAUUUAUUUGGACGUAAUACCAGCGAGCAUUGUUGCUCAGGUCAACACCGAGGUCUCUGAUGCCAUGAGUGACCUGACAGUGGCAUGACAUGACAGACUUAGUGUUGAACAACCCGGGAGCUGUGAUCUUACAGCACAAAUUGUGCUGGUGUGUCAGGGCGUACUGAAAUUACUUGAUAUUUGCCUUAGUAGAUGCAACUUCUAACCUCAGACUCGAAGGAAAUUACAAAUAGCAGCUGAGGUGACCUCUAGCAUGAUUCAUCUGUACAGCUUUGUGGCCUUAUGUAAAUUUGCAUUUUAGAUUAAAGCUACAGCCAGAUAAUUUGAGACUCUUUAUAUAGUCCACCAGGUGAAGAGCCGAAAGUUAUCCAUUAAGAAUCAUAACUUCCUUCUAUAUUACUUUAUGCAACUUACGCAUUUGUAUUUGUAGAAAAGUCAUUGGGCACUUUUAUUUUUUAGUGAAUUUUACUUUUAAUCAAAAUGGCAUUCACUCAAUGAAUACAAAGUUAUUUCUACAGCUGAUGUCAGUCGAUAUGAUUAUUUAGGCGAUAAAGAACUUAACCUACUUCUUUAUAACUAAUAAAGCAGGGACUUUUAUUUAGUUCCUGUAAUUUGUACUGGUGUAUUUAAAAGCUUGCUCUGUAUAGUGUAAAUUAUUUUGAAUGUAGCUCUCAACUCAUCAGUAAUAUCAGCAGGGCAAAAUGGACGCCUUUGCAAUCAGCACAAUUUUUUUUGUUAUGAAUUUAAAGUAUAUUUUUUUAAAAAAAAUCUCUAUCUGUAUGAUGGGAAAGUAAAUAAGGUAAUUUAAAGGCAAGUUGUGAUUGAAAAUUCAUUCCCGUAUCGACUGGGUGCAGAGGGUAUUCAUUUCCAUGGUAACAAGGAGGCUAAACUUGACACAUUCAUAACCAUGGGGUCAGGUUAUACCUAGUAACCUUUCUCUGCAGUGAGUGCUGCAACACUUCAUUUGUCAAUAUCAAUUUAGUUGUAUCUGUGAAAAUUAAGUUGUGCCAAAAAUACUUGCAUAGCACAUAGAAAGAUUUCAUAGUUACUGUAAAAAGGGAAAUCUGCAUUAAAUAUGAGUUUGCUAUGUUGGUUACAAAUGUACAAAACCAUUAAACUUUAUUGCAACACA